AUGACGCGCCUCCUUGCACUGCUCCUUAUAGCACACGUCGCCGCCGAGUGGGUUGAGAUCUCACAGCAGCACUACAGGAAGCCAAUCAGAACACAUACUCACUUCACAUCAGACAAAGUGAUAGAAACCGAAAAUACAACUAUACCUUGGAACUAUAACAACCACAGCGUCGUCGAGUACACCUGGAACAACAAUCCUACAACAUCGAACAUCGGCAGUGUGAAUCGUGUGCAACAUGUGGAAACUACUACAAAAGCAAAUAAAAGACUCAAGCUAGAUGAUGAUGAUGAUGAUGAUCUUGAAUUAAAUGUUGACUUUAGAAACUACGAUCCAGAAUCAAGUCAUAAAUCCACUCAACUAACUGCGGAAAUAAAUAAACCCGAUAAGCCAAAGGGUACAAUUGAAAGAGUUUCUAACCUUGGUAACAUUAAACGGGUCCAGUUAAACAGCAGCCCUGUAAAAUCGCCAGUUAUCCACAACAAAGGAGGCGAAGAAAUUUAUUUUAACAACCGACACGACAAUGGAGCUUAUAGCGGCACCGUUCACUCAGUAGCAGAUGAGCUUGGUGGUAAAAACAAACCAGAUUCUUCUAAUAGAAAAAUAUACAUUAACAACUUGAAAAAAUAUAACACUGAACGGAUAGCUACGUUUCCCCCAAAUGAAGAUGAAGGUUCAACAUUGAUUGUGGAAGCUACACCUACACGUAAUACGGACAGAUCAAAAUCACAUUUCAACAAUCAGACAACUGUGAGAAAUUUUUAUUCUCCAAAGCCAACUUUUAUUACUGAAACGGAAGAUUUUACCAAUUACGAAACUGAACAGGACAGGUUUUACAAGAUUGUCAACAGAGAAUCGACCAAAGUUAACAAGGACAAAAUUGCAAAUACGAGUGAAAACUGGCGAACCAAACCUAAUUCAAAAUUUACAACAAUGAAAGUUGAUAAAGAUAAUGAAAACUUGUAUAAUCAUAAAGAUGAUUUAAUGGCCAAUCAAGUAUUUGAAAAUAAAGAAAAAGUAACCACUGUUAUAAGUAGCGAUGUUAAAACAAAACCAAAGGACGCCGACUCACUGCCCGUCGAAGCCAACCAUAACAAGAAUGAAAUAAAACACAAAAAAGCUGGAACAACAACCAACACUACACUGAAUGAAAAUAAAGUGAAUGCUAUGGAAAACUUGAUAAAAUUCAUGAGAGUCGUCGCUGAUACUAUAUCCAAAAACUCGCGAAGAAGUUUCAGUGGAAAGAUACAAUAUUUGCACGAGCUGAAGGAUACAAUCUUAACUAAUAUCGAGGACCGCAUAGAUGCCACAUGGCCAGACGACGACAGUGCGGGUGCACGACGACGCUCACGGUCUGCAUACGCAUCACCCCGAGGCCAUGUCCACUUCCCUUCAUCAGAAAGCGCUCUCAUGACCAUAUCAUUCUUAACUUUUGCCGUUUUUCUCAUCAAAUUGGUGCUGCAAGUGAUCCACACAUACAAGAAUAAGGCGAUGAUGGUUGCCCCGCUACUGGUAGCCUCCGGACGCAACGUAUUCAACGACCGUGGAUGA
Spodoptera exigua (beet armyworm) is the source of this 1548-nucleotide messenger RNA. NCBI's taxonomy places the organism in Eukaryota, Metazoa, Arthropoda, Insecta, Lepidoptera, Noctuidae. The record is from the annotation of a GenBank genome assembly.